Messenger RNA from Salvia splendens (bonfire salvia), 2583 nucleotides. RefSeq names its product receptor-like protein 36. NCBI's taxonomy places the organism in Eukaryota, Viridiplantae, Streptophyta, Magnoliopsida, Lamiales, Lamiaceae. The record is from RefSeq and is a predicted model, not a curated record. Bases 1 to 2544 code for a protein of 847 amino acids. The transcript has 6 exons. Gene Ontology annotation, molecular function: protein binding.
AUGCUUUUAGUAACUAGUUUAAACAUCUUCUGCACCCUCACCUUAUCUGCAACACCAACCGAUUCCACCACCGAUCAAGAUGCUCUACUUGCGUUAAAAAAUGCCAUCACUGUCGACACAAAUGGUGUGUUGAGCAACAGCUGGCUCACCAACUCUUCCAUCUGUGAAUGGGCUGGUGUCACCUGUGGCGUCAAACACCACAGGGUCACGGCCAUCAACCUCUCCAACUUCGCCCUCCACGGAAAGCUCACUCCACAUCUGGGAAACCUAACGUUUCUCCAGACCUUGGACGUCAGCUCCAACAACUUCACAGGCGUCUUACCUACUGAGCUGUCUAAACUACAUCGUCUGAAGCAUGUAAACGCGACAUCUAACAACUUCACUGGAGAAAUACCAAGAGGUAUUCUUACAAACAUGUCUUUAUUGGAAGACAUUGAUCUGAGGGUUAACAACCUAUCAGGCGCGCUCCCAAGUGACAUAUGCAAUAAUACUCCGAAACUGAAGAUAUUAAUUCUCAGAGAGAAUCUAUUAUAUGGAAAAAUUCCAAGGAAUAUAUAUAAGUGCAGCGAGUUGCAGAAGCUGAGCUUAUCGGUGAAUAUGUUCAAUGGAAACAUACCAACCCAAGUUGGAAAUCUUAGUAGGCUUACGUAUUUAUCUAUAUAUUAUAACAAUCUCCAAGGAAAUAUUCCAUCUUCUAUUUUCAACGUUUCACGGUUGGCAUUCAUAUUACUCAGUGCCAAUAAACUGUCUGGAAGAAUACCAACAAAUUUGGAAAAUUUACGCAACCUCCAAAUGUUGUAUCUUAACAAGAACAACUUAACAGGUGACAUACCAAGACAAAUCGGGAACCUCUCUUCAUUAUUAGUGUUGAAUCUUGCUUUUAAUAAGUUGGCAGGUGAAAUACCAAGACAAAUCGGGAGCCUCUAUCAUAAGUUGAAUCUUGCUUUUAAUAAGUUGGCAGGAAGUAUCCCGUCUUUUAUCUUCAACGUUUCCUCGCUAGAAUCCAUAGACCUCGCGUUCAAUAAACUAUGUGGAAGCAUACCCACAAAUUUGGACAAUAUACUCAACCUCCAAGAGUUGUAUCUUAGCAGCAACAGUUUAACAGGCGAAAUUCCAAACUCUAUCACCAAUGCUUCUCAGCUUACUGCUAUAGACUUUAGCAGUAACUCAUUCACUGGUCCCAUCCCCGACUUCGGUAAUCUUAGCCAGCUGCAACUCCUUGAACUCAGUGAAAAUAAUCUGACCGGAGUAGAAUCGUCAAAUCAAGAAUUGGGAUUUCUCUCUUGUUUAGCAAGCUGCCGAAAUUUGGAGAUCUUGGAUAUUAGUAACAAUCCGAUGAUGAAUGGUAUCCUUCCAGCUUCCAUUGGGAACUUGUCUACUUCCCUUUCCACCUUUGAAGCAUCUAACUGCAGCAUCAGAGGUAUAAUUCCUCCUGAUAUUGGAAAUUUGAGGAAUUUGGAAUUUGUGGAUUUGUCCAAGAAUCAACUCACAGGAUUCAUCCCAACUACAAUUCCAAUGGGUUGUAGUCUUGAGUCACUCGACUUAAAUGCUAAUAAGUUGGCAGGAUCAUUACCCCAACCCCUUUCCAAUUGUGAAAGUCUGCAAGUUCUUGACAUUGGAAACAACAGAAUACAAGACACCUUUCCAGUUUGGACAGGAAAUCUCACUGAUCUUCGCGUCCUCAUAUUGAGAUCCAACAACUUCAGCGGUACUAUUUCUUCUCUCACUUCCAAGGCUACACUUCCAUUCCCUAACCUCCAAGUUUUUGAUAUAUCACAUAAUGCAUUCACUGGAAAUCUGCCCCGUGAUUAUUUGAGGAAUUUCAAGGCGAUGAUAGAUACACGUGUGAAUCAUCGAGGAGAACAAGACCAGUCUCCAUUGUAUACAUAUUCAAUGACAUUAACAGUGAAAGGUUUGGAACUAGAAUAUGUUACAAUUUUGAAAGUCUUCACAACAAUCGACAUGUCAUCCAACAGAUUCACCGGGAGUAUCCCAAACACCAUAGGAAAUUUGAAUUCCUUGAUACAUCUGAAUCUGUCUCACAAUUGCCUCACAGGAGGUAUACCUGCAUCUCUUGGAAACAUGACAGAACUUGAGUCGUUGGACUUGUCUUCAAACCGAUUGAAAGGGGAAAUUCCAACAGAGCUAACAAAGCUCACAUUUCUUGCUGUGAUGAACCUUUCUAUGAAUAAUCUAUCAGGGAAGAUACCCCAAUCCAAUGGCCAGUUUUCCACAUUUGAAAAUACAUCAUAUGUUGGGAAUUCUGGACUACGCGGAUUUCCUUUAUCAUGGAAAUGUGAAGAGCCUUCGCCUCCAGUGAUGCUGGAAGAAGAUGAUCAUGAUUAUGGUAUUCUAAAUGGAUUCUGUUGGCAGGCAGUUGUUUCUGGCUAUGGAUGUGGAUUCGUAAUCGGUGGUAUUAUUGGUUGCCUGAUUCUUGGAUAUGGAAGGCCUAAAUGGUUGUUGGAAUGGAUCUACGGAUUUUACAAGAUAAAGAUGAGAAGCCGAAGAGGAAAUUUGGCACCACAAAGAAAAAGAAGAAGAUAAGAAGGUUGAGCCUUUGAUGUUGAAUAAUGGCCAUUGUAG